GGGUCUCAGUGAACAACAGCUUCUUGCAGGACGCACGGAGCUGCGCGCAACGGACCCAGUACCCAGGCGCACACAAACAAACACACACACACACACACACACACACACACACACACACAAAAAGACACGGGACUCCGCGAGCUUUGUUAUUCUCUGUGGGACUGCAGCUGUGGACUUUCUGCAUGUUGUUUGAAUGGGAAAGAGCGGGCUGGACGCUUUUGGAGACCGAGUCUUUUUUUAUUUAGACUUAUCGGCGAGGUGGUGUACUUGUCUCCGUUUGUUUUGGUAGAUUACACAUCUGAAGUGAACAUUCCGUAUGCCAGAAGCGCGUCAACGAUUCCAAACUUGCGAGUGCGCCUGGCAAUCAGGGAGAUGAACUUCUACUGUGUGCAGAGAAAAGACGUAUUGCUGAAUAACCAACCUGAAGGCACAGUGACUGGAGUUCAUUAGACCCACACACUAUUUUCAGCAGCACUCUUGUAUGUUUGGGAAUACAACGAUUGCACUGGCUUCUGUGGAUAUCUUGUGGUGUCUCAUUUUUGUAGCACGAGUGGAUGUUCUCCCGGAACUUGCAGAAUUGUAAAUUAAAAAUCAGCUUUAAGCUCAGAGUGUGUGUGUAACAUACAUAUGCACCCUUCUCUUCCAUAGCAUUUAGACUGGAAUCUUAAGUUUAAAAAAAAAAAAUGAGCAUCUACAGUGUGGCUUUGUCCUGUUUGGUGGCGUGCGUUCUGUCCGUGCGCUGCAGCUCGGUGGACGGGACAGAGACUCAGAGUUCGCCCCAGGAGUCGUGCGCGUCCUGCGGCCUCAGGGCGUCGGAUCAGUCGGAGCGCAUGGACAUAGACUUUUUGGAAGCGGUGAAGAGGCACAUACUGAACCGGCUGCAGAUGAGAGACAGACCCAACAUCACCCAUCCCAUCCCGAAGGCUGCGAUGGUGACGGCGCUGAGGAGGCUGCACGCCGGGAAGGUGCGCGAGGACGGCCGGGUGGAGAUCCCCAGUUUUGACGGACAGGCUGCGUACAACAACGAGGUUCAGGCGGAGAACUCGGAGAUUAUCAGCUUCGCAGAAUCAGAUGAGCACACAUCCAAGUCUGGCCUGUACUUCCACGUGUCCAACGAGGGCAACCAGAACCUGUUCGUGUCCCAGGCCAACCUGUGGCUCUACUUCCGCGUGCUGCCAGCCGGCCCUGAGAAGGGCCUCCGGAGGAAGGUGACCGUCAAGAUCCAUUACCAGGAGGCUGCGGCUGGCGGCGGUGCGGAGGGAGGGCCGGGAGGCGGGGGCGGUGGAGGGGGAACAGGCCGCUGGGCUCUGGUGGAGAAGCGGGUGGAUCUGAAACGCAGCGGCUGGCAUACUUUCCCCCUGUCGGAGGCGUUGCGGGCUGUGUUCGGGAAAGGCGGCCGGCGUCAGGACCUGGAGGUCCACUGUGAGGGUUGCGAGACGGCUGGCGUGGCUCCGGUGCUAGUGGACCCAGGCGACCCAUCCCACCGGCCCUUCCUGGUGAUGCGGGCGCGACAGUUGGACGGAAAGCACCGCAUUCGCAAGCGAGGGCUCGAGUGCGACGGCACCAGCGGGGGCCUUUGCUGCCGGCAGCAGUUUUACAUAGACUUCCGCCUUAUUGGCUGGAACGACUGGAUCAUUGCGCCAGCUGGUUAUUACGGCAACUACUGCGAGGGCAGCUGCCCGGCCUACAUGGCCGGCGUGCCUGGUUCGGCUUCAUCCUUCCACACGGCAGUAGUUAACCAGUACCGCAUGAGAGGCAUGAGCCCCGGCUCGGUCAACUCCUGCUGCAUCCCCACCAAGCUCAGUACUAUGUCCAUGCUCUACUUUGACGAUGAAUACAACAUCGUAAAGAGGGAUGUGCCCAACAUGAUCGUGGAGGAGUGUGGCUGCGCUUGAGUCCACGCCAACAUUCAUUAUCUUUGGACUAUGGAACAGUCAGAAAGGCCUUUUAUACAAACGGGACGUUAUUGUACGGUACACAUAUACAAUAUAUCUAUACCUACUGUUUGUGCAAGCAGCACGCACACUGGCGCGUCUGGUGCAUCUCGCAAAUGCAAAAGUACCAGUGUUGUGUCCAUGUGUGUUACGUGUGUGUUUGCACAUGUUCAUGCGAGUGUGUGUAUUUAUCAGACUGAGUGACUGAGUGCUUGCUGUCCGCGCCGACGACCGCUCAGCGAUGGGACAAGAAGGGAACGAUUAUCACCAAAUGAUACUUUGCUCUAGUUUGCCAUUUCUAGUCGAAAAAUAAUGGCUCAUCAUCUCUCGAAUGAAGAUAACAAGCGCUUAAGGAAAAGUGACAAGGAUCAGCCGCCGACACGAUUGGCUUCGCCCCCAACGCUCCCAAACACCCCGCUCCUCCAACCCUCUUAAGUACUUAAGCACACGACAGACUUUUUUUUUUUUUUAUAAAGCACUGACAAUUCAUCCGCUUAUACAAUUCAGAAACACCAGCACUUCCCUACGACGCCGACAGACACAGUCUGACUGUCCUCUCUGGUGAAAUCAGACCGUCAGCGCUUAACGCCUUGCAGGAUUAUAAACGCUCCACAGAAAGGCGAAAGAAAGUCCUCCAUGUAGCUGCUGCUGCUGCUGCUCUUGCCAUUCUUGCUGUUGACUACGGGCCUCAACUUCCUGCCUGUCAAGAGAGCUGUAGGCCCUGCUACCAUGACAACCAGGUGAAGAUAGAUCUCAUAAGUGCACUUCACUUGUGCACUGGGAGCGACAGAGAGAG
Molecule: messenger RNA, 2730 nt
Organism: Perca flavescens (yellow perch)
Lineage: Eukaryota; Metazoa; Chordata; Actinopteri; Perciformes; Percidae
Gene: inhbb
Product: inhibin subunit beta B
Exons: 2
Coding region: 684-1895 (403 amino acids)
Cellular component (GO): extracellular region
Molecular function (GO): growth factor activity; cytokine activity
Source: RefSeq, a predicted model, not a curated record